UCCAGCGGAGCUUUUCUCGCCGCACCACCAACUUGUCACCAAAGAUGGCGAUUUGCUGAGUGCUCAUGGAUACACACAUUUUUCAGCUUGUCGUUAUCUUACCAGAAACGCCAACUUUAGAAACAAAUUAACUACUUAGCGAGCAACUAUUUCUCCGUUUGAAGCACAUCUGACACAACGUCAACCACCGCCACCAUGCAGAUCACGCUUAAAACCCUGCAACAGCAGACCAUUCAGAUUGAGAUAGACCCCGUACAAACGGUGAAGGCAUUGAAAGAGAAGAUAGAAGCAGAAAGAGGAAAAGACAACUUUCCUGUAUCUGGGCAGAAGCUGAUAUACGCUGGAAAAAUCCUGCAAGAUGACACACCUAUUAAGGAUUACAACAUUGAUGAAAAGAAUUUUGUUGUAGUGAUGGUUUCCAAGGCUAAAUCCGCAGCUGCCGCCUCACCCCCGGUCUCAGACGCCCCCAAGCCCCCUGUACAGGACUCAGGCUCCACGUCAACAGCUGUCCAAGCCACAACCCCAGCAUCAGCCCCAGUCCCAACCCCAGCAGCUGUCCCCAUUCCCUCCGAGGAGGUCAAAGAGGAGCCAAGUGCCGCAGCCACAGAACCACAACAGCCAGCCAGCUCCAGCAGCGGGGGUCAGGGCUUGGAUGCCUCCUCAGCGCUGGUGACUGGUGCAGAGUACGAGGCCAUGCUCACAGAGAUCAUGUCUAUGGGCUACGAAAGGGAGAGAGUGGUGGCUGCGCUACGGGCCAGUUUCAACAACCCCCACAGAGCUGUGGAGUACCUUCUCACUGGUAUCCCCAGCAGCCCAGUCCAGGAGAGUAAUCCCCCAGCGCAGGCCCCCGUGUCUGGACCCACAGAAGCCCCAUCUCUAUCAGAGGGAGAGAACCCACUUGCAUUCCUGCGGACCCAGCCCCAGUUUUUGCACAUGAGACAGGCCAUCCAGCAGAACCCUGCUCUGCUACCAGCUCUUCUCCAACAACUAGGCAGAGAGAAUCCUCAACUUCUACAGCAAAUCAGUCAGCAUCAGGAGCUGUUCAUCCAGAUGUUGAAUGAGCCAGUGGGAGAGGGGGGAGAGGCGCCAGAAGUUGGAGAGCUGGGGGCAGCAGGGGAGGAGGGCGCACCUGUCAACUAUAUCCAGGUUACACCUCAGGAGAAGGAAGCCAUCGAAAGGUUGAAAGCGCUGGGCUUCCCCGAGGCUCUGGUGAUCCAGGCCUACUUUGCCUGCGAGAAGAACGAGAACCUGGCGGCCAACUUUCUCCUCAACCAGGGACUGGAAGAUGACUGAGCAGCGCUGCCUUCCUGCUCCUCCCACCCACCCAACCACCCAACCACCCACCCACCCUUCCCCUCUUCAGCUCAGCAUAAAAAGACUGCACCCCCAAUUUUACUGUACAGCUACCAACCUCAGCUCAACCCAACCGGAGAGGAGAGGGCAGAGCCAGCAGGGUGGGAGGAG
Perca fluviatilis (European perch) is the source of this 1464-nucleotide messenger RNA. RefSeq names its product RAD23 homolog A, nucleotide excision repair protein a (gene rad23aa). Gene Ontology annotation, biological process: proteasome-mediated ubiquitin-dependent protein catabolic process; nucleotide-excision repair. The transcript has 9 exons. The record is from RefSeq and is a predicted model, not a curated record. Gene Ontology annotation, molecular function: damaged DNA binding; ubiquitin binding; polyubiquitin modification-dependent protein binding. NCBI's taxonomy places the organism in Eukaryota, Metazoa, Chordata, Actinopteri, Perciformes, Percidae. The coding region runs from base 196 to 1293 and encodes 365 amino acids. Gene Ontology annotation, cellular component: nucleoplasm; cytosol.